GCCGGGACGCCAUUUUAUUUCAAAUUAGACGGCAAAAGCAAAGGCGACGAAGGUGUAGGUAGUGGCUUUUUCUUGUCUUUCUGCGUGAUCGCCACAGUUUUAAGGUAACGCUAAGACGCGUUGUUUCUACGGCACAUCUACAGACGCGUCCGUCCUGAGGGAGAUCGCGGCGUCUGAGGCGCACUUUGGUAGUGGGAGUCGAUCUGGGCCUUUGUGGAGCGCCGUGCUCCGGGGUUGAGUUGAUGUUCGACUCUGCUCUGCGGCCCAUGAAAGCCUCAGAUUCGCAUGAAGUGAAGUGGACGGAGGGAAGAAGACUAACGCUAGCUCCAACGACCUGGAGCCCCACCAGCGAGGGGAAACUGAGAGAGAGGGAGGCUGAGACACUCAGCUGUUUGACGACAAAGAGGUGACACUUGUGAGAGCAGAAUGGGAGGAGGAGAGCGGUACAACAUUCCAAUUGCCCACCCAGAGCACAAUGUGCCCAAGAAGAACCAACAAGGAGGGGGCAAAAACCGGGGAAGGAGCCACAACAGCUCAGCCCCGUUGCGUGCUGCUGCAGGACCAGCAGGGGGCCAGUCACACAGCCCCCGCAGGGCAAACCUGGGUCUCGGUCCCUCCUGGUCUCCCGAGAUGCGGCAGGCUGUGUCUAUGGAGAAGCCUGCAGGUUUUGGCCAGGCUUGGGACCGCUCUGUGUCCCAGCUGAAUGUGCUGCUGGCACCCCAGAGUAGCCAUAACUAUGCAGGGGCCAAAUUCAGCGAGCCUCCGUCCCCGAGUGUGUUGCCUAAGCCUCCCAGCCACUGGGUGGCGCUCUCCAUGGCUCCCUGUGACCACCGUGAAGUGAUGGCCUUUCAGCUGAAGAGUCUCCUUAAGGUCCAGGCCUGAGUAGACUCUGUGGAUCAGGGUGCCCUUUCAUUGGCUAGCCUGUCAGGAACGACACGGUGCUGUAAUAUGCAUUUCAGCAUGGUUUUAAGAACUUUUUACACUGUCUCCCAGAGGAAGGACUGGCCGUUUGGUACUUAUCCCUGCGCGCCUUUUGUUUUGGAAGUUUAUUUAUAAUACAUUUUAGCAGUUAUAUUACAGCAGCGUGCCCUUGCUGAUAGGCAGAUGUCUGAGGGGGGGCUUGUCUCUAAGAAUGACAAACUUUCAGCACUGAUGCCAUCUAUCCGACGGUCUGUUGGUGCUCUUUCGUCCCAGUUGGGGUGGGGGGUGGGUGGGGUUGGGUCCUCAGAAUUCGGCACACCCUGUUUUAGCCAAACGGCUUAGUGAUAAUCGAAAGUAAGGCAUUUUAUGAAAUGGAUGCGGCUGCAGGACCCAUUGUUUCUAGUUUGGACAGGGCUCACGACCUGUGGGACUUGAACUGCUGCCGUUUUAACAAUACAUCUUGGGUAGGUGGUGCUCAAACCACAGGCUCUCGUGCACCCUCUCUUUACCGCGCUGUGCGCGUUGCACUAUGAGGGUUGUCUGUUCGAAGUCCCUUUGUUACUGGACAUUUGCACCAAAGCGUUUGUUAGUUUCUCUUUCAAAGUGCCAUGUGAAACGUUACGCAGCACUCCGGGAGGGAUAUAAAGUCCCAGACAAGUAGUUUGUUUAAAGCAAUCAAAUGUGUCACCAUUCUGCCCCCUGCACUACACUAGUGGCAGGUAUUGCGGAAGGGGGCCGGUCUCAUGGGAACGAGGUGGGCAUUGUUUCUCGUUUGAGGUUUGUUCCUGUGGUUUGGCCCCACCUGCUGCGCUUUGGGGGGUGGGGGGCAGACCGUGACUCUUAGGCCUUCCAGUACUCGCCCGGUUCACUGCCUCAGACCCCACAAUGCUUCUGUUGUGCUGGCUGGUUUGCCUUUCAGACUGUUUGCUUUCUCAUUUUGGUUUUUGAGCCCUGUACAGCAGACUUUGGACUGUGGUGUUUUUAUUAGUCUUUUCUUGUCUUUGUAUAACUUCAAAGCGAUUAUGGCCAUUUAAGACAAGCGUGUUUAAGAGCCGUGUAAAUAAUGAAAUGUAGAGGUUGUAACAUAUGUACAUUUGUGCAGUGGUGUCUUCACCUGCUUGGACAAAGUAUUUUUUACUAAGAAACAGUGAAUGUAAAAGUCAUGCUGAGCACAUGGCUUCAUUUGAGAUGCUGAAGACUAUUUUUGUUAAAAAAAAGAAAAAAAAUUAAAUUUUAAAAUUAAAAAUUUAAAGUGUAAACCCAAGAUGCACACUGCAUCUCUGGCACUGGGUGGCGGUACCAGAUAUAUUGCACAUUUUAAUUGUUUUGAACAGUGUGAUUGGUAAUUGCAUUGUUUAUAAAGAGGGUUUUUUUACAUGUUUCUAGAAUCACCAUGUAGUUUUCUGUGCAAUAGUUAACUCUGCGUCAUUUCCAUUGGUAAGGAGCCUCUGACACCAUCAAUUAUGAGCUGAACUUCCGCCAGGUCAUAAUUUGUAACAUUUUUAUCUGUCAUAAUCUGUGACAUUUUUUAUUCUGUAACUGCCGUUUUACACUGUGUAGUUCAAUUCUGAUUUAUUGGUUUAUGCUUUUAAUAGGAACCUUUUGAUUGGGUCUUUUGUUGGGUGUUGUUCAGACGAGUACCAAUGCAUGUAAGAAUUCCCUCUUUCUAAAUUCGCCACCUUUGCUGUUCUGACCCAAUUGGCUGUUAAUUUGUCUCCCCUCUGUCUCUCACAAGUUUAAUGUUUUUAAGCCCUAAAGGAAAUACGAGAAUUGACAUUCAAAAAAGAUGAAGCGCACUCUAUUAAAUUGGCUAAACCAAAUGAAUAAAUUCCCUCCCCUUUCCCCCCAAA
Messenger RNA from Paramormyrops kingsleyae, 2771 nucleotides. It is a transcript of the gene pnrc2, whose product is annotated as proline-rich nuclear receptor coactivator 2. The record is from RefSeq and is a predicted model, not a curated record. Lineage: Eukaryota; Metazoa; Chordata; Actinopteri; Osteoglossiformes; Mormyridae.